AUGAGGUCACAAUGGCUACUUUCUCUUUGCUUGAGACAUCCAGCAUGAGCUCACAAUGCCACUCUCUAUCUCAGUGACACAGAGCAACAUCAUAUGUGGACCAAAUCUGUCUCCUUCUCCAUCUCUCUGUCUCUGUCCCUCCCUCCCUCCCUCCCUCCCUCCCUCCCUCCCUCCGAGUAGCCCAAACCAGGAACUUGUGAACACCAUCUUCCUUUCUUAUUGAGGUGGGCACCAGCAGUGGACAGCAACCAGUCUCUCUCUGCCUCAGAUGUGCAAGGUUGUGUAGGCAGAGAAGCAGCAGGUGAGGAGAAGAGGAGAGCUGGCAGACAACCCCCCCUCCCCCGUCUAUUGAAGGGUUUCUAUUUUCAAUGGGCUCCCUAAAGUGUCUAGGCACCAGAAGCGGGUAGAGACAGCCAAAGACACAUGGGCCAAAGCUUAAUAAUAAUAAUAAUAAUAAUAAUAAUAAUUUAUGCCCCACCCAUCUGGCUGGGUUACAUGCCCGUAAGAUCCCAACAGAAUGUGAAAAGCACAGCAAAACAUCAAACAUUAAAAACUUCUCUAAACAGGGCUGCCUUCAGAUGUCUUCUAAAAGUCAGAUAGUUGUUUAUUUCCUUGACAUCUGAUGGGAGGGCGUUCCAUAGAGCGGGCGCCACUACUGAGAAGGCCCUCUGCCUGGUUCCCUGUAACCUCACUUCUCACGGUGAGGGAACUGCCAGAAGGCCCUCAGAGCUGGACCUCAGUGUCCGGGUAGAACGAUGGGGUUGGAGACGCUCCUUCAGGUAUACUGGGCCGAGGCUGUUUAGGGCUUUAAAGGUCUGCCCCAACACUUUGAAUUGUGCUUGGAAAUGUACUGGGAGGCAAUGCAGGUCUUUCAGGACCGGUGUUAUAACUAGGGCUUUUUUUUCCAGCUGGAAAUUGCCAUUAUAAGAGAACAAGGGAAACGUUUGUGGUGGGUUUUGGCAUCUCUUUUUCUAGAAAGCUAGCACUGGUGCUAACAUCACCAGUUUGCAGAGUCUAUCAGGAUUGGGCAUUGUGAUGAAGGCAAACCUGCUGGUUUCAACCUGGCAGAAGGAGAGCAGACACUGUGAGAUGCAGCAGGGCUUCAACUUUCCGUGUCUUCCCAACAGGGCACUUAGGAGAGAGGUAGGAGAUGGGGGUGGAUGGGGACAGAAGCAGUAGACUAUUGAGAGAAGAAGAUGAAGAGAGAAGUGAUGGAGACUGACAGGAUAGGGGGAGUUGAGAACAGAAAGGAACGGGCAUGUAAGCAGGCACAGAAAUGCUCAUUCUCAAGAAGGCAGUUUGUCACUUAAAAGGUAAAGGUAAAGGGACCCCUGACCUUAGGUCCAAUCAUGGCCGACUCUGGCGUUGCGGCGCUCAUCUCGCUUUAUUGGCCGAGGGAGCCAGCGUACAGCUUCUGGGUCAUGUGGCCAGCAUGACUAAGCCGCUUCUGGCGAACCAGAGCAGCACAUGGAAACGCCGUUUACCUUCCUGCCGGAAUGGUACCUAUUUAUCUACUUGCACUUUGACAUGCUUUCAAACUGCUAGGUUGGCAGGAGCAACGGGAGCUCACCCCGUCGUGGGGAUUCGAACCGCCAACCUUCUGAUCGGCAAGUCCUAGGCUCUGUGGUUUUACCCACAGUGCCACCUGUGUCCCUUAGUUUGUCACUUACCUGAAACAAAAGCCAAAAAAGAAAAAUGGUAUACAGAAGGAAAAAAAGUUUAUUGAUCUUAUGUGUCUUGGACCCCAAUGGUCCUUCUUCGAGGAGAUUCAGAGGCCAGUAAUUCAAAAUUCAGGUGUGCAACCUCUUUUAUUUCCUAUACUAUACACAGCCAAUUAACCAGAAACAGAAGAGGUAGGACCUUCUGAAAUCUGAAUUGCUGUUCAGUGAAUUUCCCUGAAGAAAGGCUUGAAAAACAAUGAUUAGAGGAGAGUGCAGGGUCACAUCCACACUGUAUAUUUAAAGCACAUGGGUUCCUCCCAAUGAAUCCUGGAAACAGUAGUUUGUUAAGGACACUGGGAAAUUUAGCUCUGCGAGAGGUAAAAUAUAGUUGGCAAGGUUAUUUGAGGGAAGCCAUGUGCUUGUAUGGUGUUGAUGUGACCAUCGGAUUGGUAAAACCAUGUUUUCUACAGACAUUUAGAACUGCUGAAAGGAAGCACACAUGUGACCAUUCUCUAUAUAAAGUACACGUUUAGGAAAUAAAAUGUAUUAUCAAAAAAGGGGGGAGUCAUAUAAGGGGCAUUAUGCUGGCAUCAGAGUACCUGUAAAAUGUUUAAUAUGCACACGGGAAUUCUUACAAUUCAGGAAAUGAAAAGCAAAAUGUAAAAAAAGGGCCAGAACUGUCUCUCCCUGUUUGAAUGGAAACGAGAAUGUUACUUUAUACGGAACUGUAAAAUCAAGAUAGCAAGGCUGCAUCCCUAACCCAGCUUACCUUAGUGUAAGCCUAUUUACCUUAGUGCAAGCCUAUAAACUUAGCUUUAUAUUUAAAGAUCUAAAAGCAGUUUACAUCUCAAUAAAAAUUCCAAAUACAGUAUAUAAUAUUAAAUAUAAAUUCUGCAUUCAAUAUGGCGGCUAUUACUACUAAAAUUCCACAUUUUAAGCAAUAACCAUCCAUACCUCUGUACUCCACCAACCACACACUCUGACUUUAAACAUGAUGGGAGAAAACCUGAAUUUGAAUACCAGAUUUUGCUAACACUAGCAACUUUUGUUUGGGCUUGUGACUUGAUUUGAACCAGGACCUCCUGGCUCACAGCUCCCACCAUUAACUGCUCUGUUGUGCCAGCUCUCUCAACUGUACUUAGUUCUGUUUAUAUUUUCUCCAUCCUCAGAGACUAAAAGAGAGAGAGGGCUCCCAUUUCAGAGUCCUCUGGCUUGUUGUCAUCUCCAAGCACUUGCCUUCACUUUUGUAGCUGCCGUUUUCUGGCUUGCCAUUCACCCUCUCUUUGGAACUAAUUUCACUCUUGAUUAGCAGGAGUCAAGCACCAAUGAUUGAGAAGGAAGGCUCAAGUAUCCUCUGUCAACCAUGUUUAUUUGCCCUUGUUUCAGUCUUUCUGUUUGAUGUGAAGUGGACUUUCAGCAAGUCCUUUGGAACAGAGAGAGGGGGAAGGGUCAAUGGCCUGGAAGAAUAAUGGCAAGAAAGGAGAACUUCUGUGUGCUCCUUUAGUAACCUCUAAUGAGAGGAUGGAAGGAGUGAAGCUGAAACAGCUGGCAAAGCAUGUUCCCAAAGGCCAUUUACUUGAAACAUUUUCCGUGACCCCCAAAUAUUGGCCUUGUCUGGAAGCAACUUGCCUUGGAUGUUCCUUCUACCUCUUUGUCUAAGGAUUUUGCAAACCGAUUGCCUACCUAUGCUUCUUUGCCGCUGUGUCACGUGCAUCACAGAAACCCACUGUGCAAAUUUGGCCCUGGAAAGGCCCUAGGGAUGGAAUUAGCUGCAUGGGUAGGCAAACUAAGGCCCGGGGGCUGGAUUCGGCCCAAUCGCCUUUUAAAUCCGGCCCGCGGACGGUCCGGGAAUCAGCAUGUUUUUACAUGAGUAGAAUGUGUCCUUUUAUUUAAAAUGCAUCUCUGGGUUAUUUGUGGGGCAUAGGAAUUCGUUCUCCCCCCAAAAAAAAAAUAGUCCGGCCCCCCACAAGGUCCAAGGGACAGUGGACCAGCCCCCUGCUGAAAAAGUUUGUUGACCCCUACCUAGGAGUCUGACUGUGAGAAAGUACCUGAGACAACAAUCUUGUCUCAGAGAGAGAGAGAGAGAGAGAGAGGAGGGCAAUCAUAUCCAGCCAAGGACACUUACUGAGAAGUUCUGUUAGUGGAAGAUACAUUUGCUGCUGAGUCAUUAUUUGGCCCUCCAGUCAUGGAACUGGACUGUUUCAGGGGUAAAAUUCAUUUUGUGUCUCAAGCUUUUCUGUGUUAGCAUCUUUGCUGCCAGCAAUAAAGAGACAUUAGCACCAUGUCGUCUGAGUCAUCAACCACUGUUUCUCAGGCUUUUAACAUCACAGGGCCAUUGACGCAGGCCUUUCCAUCUGCUUUCAGCUCCUUGUUCUGAGAUACCUUGUUGAACUUUAUCCUGAUAGUUCUUCAGGCUUCUUCUUCUUCUUCUUCUUCUUCUUCUUCUUCUUCUUCUCCUUCAUUUGGCCACCCAGAGCAACUCAAAAUAAGAGCAGUCUUCAUAGAAUUCCCAAGGUUCCAUCUCUCUCCCCUUUUACAAUACAAAAGCUAACAAUUUUUUAAAUGGAGCCCCUUUUCUAAGUGGCAUGUCCUUCACUUGCUCAUUGAUCAUUCAUUGGCACAUCUCACUCUGCCCUUCAGUGAAAAUGAAGCUCUCAAGAAUUGCUAUUCGAAAUGCAGGAGCUGAGCUGACCAGAAAAUGAAAAUGAUUCCAAAUGCACAAAUCUAAUAUGGAUGUUGGCAUAAUCAGAAUUAGUUCGGUAAAAUUACUGGGCAUUCUUGAACUAAGCCAAGGGUCCAAACACAAAAGUUUUGGAUCUAUAUACAACACGAACCUGUAUUAGAAGGAGAAGGCUGAAUUAUUUGCGACAGUAUUCUGCCUGUGUUUCUGAAAGGGUUCCGUAUUUCACUAAGAGGAAGAAUUGAGGUCUGAGUCUAAAAUCUUUACUCCAGAUCUCAUUCUUGUGGCUUCUGGAAAUAUAUGUUAUUUCCAUCCUUCUUUGCUUCCAACCAGCUUUACUAGCAUGGGAGCAGUUUAAGGCUCAAAUGGAGACACUGGCAACAAUGGCAAUUGUGGCAACCAUUACGAACCAGUUUGAGAAAUCCCAGUGGUUUAAGAAUUUGGGGCCUCCCUCAGACACGGCACUUUCAGUGGGGAGGCCUAGCCUAGAAGAGGUGUACUAUGCAGCCUGAGAAUUCUUGUAAGCGGUAUCUAAUUGUCUUAGAUUUCCUGGAUACAGUGGAAAGGAUAGCAGUGGCAGGGAAGUUGACAUUUCUUUGGAGCCCUGGGAAAUCGUCAGUCUUUGCUUCCCUCUGGAGCCAGUCCUGAAGCCAGCCCAAAUCCUGUAAUACAUUCAUCCCAACCUUAGUACUGCACCAUGAGCUUCAGUUCCACCAUUGUGCUAAUACGCCCCAUGGGUAAGACAUCUCUUCUUUUUCACUUUGUCAGAAAGGUAUUCAUAUAUCCUCUAACACGUCAAGGAGAAAAACUGGGAUGCCACCUUCUGGGGCUAUGCUCCUGUACGAGUCACGUGACCUUCAAAAGUUCAUGCCCACAGGAAAAGCAUUCCCCUCCCCCCCCCGCGUGUGAUUACAGUGUCCAAAAUGGCCGCCAUGCUCUCGUGAAAAAUUGGGAUGUCCCAGUUUUCCCAGGACAGCUGAGGGGUUUGUAUUUGUAAACAAAGCAAAAUAAAUGAAAGCAAAUUGCACCAGUUGAAGACUUUACCACCUACAUGGCAAGAAGAAAGAUGCUGAAGCUUUCCUUGCGCUAAUAGUCAUUAUUAUAAAAGAUAUGCAUGUUAAGCGAAAAGCAAACCUUUGUUUUCCUGGUCAGCUUAAACAAUAUAUCUGCCAGCAUCUUUUCUGUUCUGCUGACAGUUCUUAUCUUAUCGCAUUAAUGCUGGCAUAAAUUGUCCAUCAAUAUUCAAAAUGAUGGGCUCACUAGCGCAUGACUGGAAUUUUCAUUGCAGCUGUGGUCGUUCCCCCUCCCGAGCUCAGAUGUGCAUUGUAUGAAGCGAGCCUUUCCCAGUCUCUUGAGAGCUACAGAAACAGUAAAGGAAAAGACCAGUUGGGGAAGAACUGUUCACCAUUGUAG
Messenger RNA from Podarcis lilfordi (Lilford's wall lizard), 5754 nucleotides. NCBI's taxonomy places the organism in Eukaryota, Metazoa, Chordata, Lepidosauria, Squamata, Lacertidae. The record is from the annotation of a GenBank genome assembly.